Molecule: messenger RNA, 846 nt
Organism: Fonsecaea nubica
Lineage: Eukaryota; Fungi; Ascomycota; Eurotiomycetes; Chaetothyriales; Herpotrichiellaceae
Exons: 1
Coding region: 1-846 (281 amino acids)
Source: RefSeq, a predicted model, not a curated record
AUGCCUCAUACGAGCCGCAAGAAAAAGAAUUCCCACAGCAACAAGAGGAGGGAAAUCGUGGACCAAGAUGGCUGGACGAGGAUCACGACCAGCUCUUCGACACCUCUGACCGUCGCGCCGCAGAAUCAGACCCAGGGCGAAUCGGGCGAGAUCUCUACUUUGAAUGUCAUCGCAGGGGCAUCCCUCCCGCUCCCAAUGCCGGCGGCCCAGGGGUCCUCGCUUGAGAGCAUGCGCGCGCAGUUUGCCAAGAUCGAGACGAGAUGGCGAGACACGGACCUAUGCAGGAGCGUCGAGCAGAUGCUGAGAGAAAGGAUCCUGACUACUGGUGGCGGGGAUUAUCACAUUGCCAACUGUGCUCUGUUCGGGACGGGCAGCUUCUGCGGCGACGCGGUCCACUGGGUCGACAGGCACGAGUCGGCGUAUUUCCAGCUGGCGGCUUUCCGGACCGUGGUGAGGACCAUAGAACGACUGCAGGGCCAUGUGCCGCAGGCUUAUGCCCAGGAACCGUACUACAAUGACCUCGACGUCCUUUUUCUCGCCAGCUUGGAUGUCACGAAGGUUGACCACCCGAAAGGAUUCGAGCUGCUUGAUCAGAAUUCGUUCGCCUAUUCGCCGGCUGCGGAACAAGAGGUUGAGAGCCAGAUUGUAUCCCGCGCCCCACGGAUCUGGCUGCACAGGUCUUUCGACCACUCGCUUCAAGGCGACAAGGAGUCAAUAAGCAAGUUCAAGAGGGACUAUGAGCACGCAGUCCUGCCUGAGUUGGACCUCAAAAACUUCCCAUUCCACGGAUCUGUGAUGUGGUGGCGCGGAAACGAUGACACGUACGAGCAAGUCCAGACCGAGUGA